Messenger RNA from Anolis sagrei ordinatus, 2291 nucleotides. It is a transcript of the gene LPCAT4, whose product is annotated as lysophosphatidylcholine acyltransferase 4. The record is from RefSeq and is a predicted model, not a curated record. Gene Ontology annotation, biological process: phosphatidylcholine acyl-chain remodeling. NCBI's taxonomy places the organism in Eukaryota, Metazoa, Chordata, Lepidosauria, Squamata, Anolidae. Gene Ontology annotation, molecular function: lysophosphatidic acid acyltransferase activity; 1-acylglycerophosphocholine O-acyltransferase activity. Gene Ontology annotation, cellular component: endoplasmic reticulum.
CCCUCCCUCCCCUCCCUCCCUCUGGAGCAUCCCAGCUCCCUGCUGCCCAGCUCCGGUGCCAGGGCCUCCCCCCGCCGGCCAGGAUCCCGUGCCUGGCCCUCUCCUCCGCGCUCGGUGCCGCUCUCCCGGGCCCUCCCCUGCUGCCCCCCAAGCCCCGGGCUGGAAGACGCAGGGCAGCCUGGAAGGGGGCUCCGGCCAUGGAGGGAGGCGGAGGAGGAAGAGGAGGCGGCGGAGGAGGCGAGGGAGGCGAGGGCGGAGAGGCCGGAGGGGGGUCGAGCCGGGCGCCCCCCAAGGAGGAGGAGCAGGACCCCGCCAAGGAGCCCAACCCUUUCAUCCAUGACCUGCGGAUGAGCCGGCUGCAGAGGGCCAAGUUCUAUGUGCUUGGGAUCAUCCUGGCCCCAAUCCGUGUCGCUUUGGCCUUUGUGGUCCUCUUCCUCAUCUGGCCCUUUGCACUACUCCAAGUGGUGGGACUUCCGGAGGAGACGUUGCAGGAGCCAUUCUCCGGAUGGAGAAACACAGUUUCCCACAGUUUGGUCUACUUGCUGAGCCGGUUGAUGUUCUUCCUGCUCGGUUUCAUGCGGAUACGGGUACGAGGACAGAUGGCAUCACGGCUUGAGGCCCCAGUCCUGGUGGCAGCACCUCACUCGACCUUCUUUGACCCGAUCAUCUUGCUGCCCUGUGAUCUUCCCAAAGUGGUGUCUCGCACUGAGAAUCUCCAUGUGCCAGUCAUUGGAGCCCUGCUGAGGUUCAACCAAGCCAUCCUGGUCUCCCGCCAUGAUCCAGCCUCUCGCAAGAAGGUAGUGGAAGAAGUGAAGAAACGAGCCACUUCUCAAGGAAAAUGGCCGCAGGUUCUGUUUUUCCCAGAGGGGACCUGCUCAAACAAAAAAGCCUUAUUGAAGUUUAAACCAGGUGCCUUCAUAUCUGGUGUCCCCAUCCAGCCCAUUCUUAUUCGGUACCCCAACUCUCUGGAUUCAACAACCUGGGCAUGGAGAGGACCUGGAGUGUUGAAAGUCAUCUGGUUAACUGCAUCUCAACCAUGCACAACUGUGGAAGUGGAGUUCCUUCCAGUUUAUCAUCCCAGUGCUGAAGAGGCUGUGAACCCAGCGCUAUAUGCCAACAACGUCCAGAAAGUGAUGGCCAAGGCCCUGGGGAUCCCUGCCACUGAAUGUGAGUUUUUGGGCAACCUUCCGGUCACUGUAGUAGGGCGUUUGAGGGUGGCGCUGGAACCACGGAUCUGGGAACUGGGCAAGGCCCUCCGAAAGGCUAGAUUCCUAACAGGAGGAGCCAAAGGUCAGCUUGACCCGCUUCCUGAUGGCACAUUAGGAAAGCUCAAGCCAGCAGAGUUGGCUCAAUGUUUGGGUCUGACGUGCCCCGAGGCUGUGGAAGGACUCAGUACUUAUUUCCAACAGGAUUCUGAAGGUAACAUGGAUUAUCGGGAAGUGGCCCUCGCACUGGAGGUACUCGAGGGAGAGCAUGACCCACACACAUUGACACGUCAUGCAUUUGAGUUAUUUUCAGAGAUGAAUGCUGGGACAGGGGACCACAGGCUGUGCCAGGACAGUUUCUGCACCAUUUUGAGGCUUUUUUUCGGCACACCGGCUACGGAUGGGGCUGAACUCUAUAGCCGGCUGAGCGCUGAGGAGAGCAGCCAGAAAGAACUGGCUCUUGACAAGUUCCAGGAUUUCUCCCUCCGCCACCCGGAGUAUGCCCGCCUGUUCAGCACGUACCUGCGCCCCCCUGCGGCCUGCACGCUGCCCAAGCCUGGCCUUCCGCCCACCUGUGCUAAUGGCUCUCCUGCUGCCCCCCUCAAGAACAAAGCCGACUGAAACUCUCCAAACUCUUUAGCCAUGUGUAUAAACACACAAGAACACACACACACAAAGAGCCAUGCCACGCUCUUGGCCACGCAAGACCCGGCCCCUCCCGCUUGCUUGUUUGCUCCCAGCUGCCGUGGUGGUUAGGCAGAGGGGGGCAGAGAUACCCCCCCAUCUCAGGGCAACCGUAACUGGGGAAUCACCGCCGCAAGUUUGUUAGGGGAUUGGGGCUUCUCUCUGUUUCCUUUGGAAAGUUUUUAUUUUUGUUAUGGUUUAAUUAUAUCACUUAUUUUAUGUUGUGUUUUUAUUUUUUCAUUUUUGUUAGGGGACGAAAGACGGAAGGACGAGAUCAAUGUGGCUUUUUGUUUUGUUUUUCUGUUUUGUAAAGUAUAUAUAAAAAGUGCUAUUUUAUAUAUUAAAUAAAUAUCUAUAUCUCUAUAAUUAUAAAAAAAGAAAUAUGUAUGAAGUUUUAAAAGA